Messenger RNA from Ustilaginoidea virens, 750 nucleotides. RefSeq lists its product as uncharacterized. The transcript has 4 exons. Gene Ontology annotation, biological process: RNA metabolic process. Gene Ontology annotation, molecular function: sequence-specific DNA binding; RNA binding; single-stranded DNA binding. Gene Ontology annotation, cellular component: cytoplasm; nucleus. Lineage: Eukaryota; Fungi; Ascomycota; Sordariomycetes; Hypocreales; Clavicipitaceae. The coding region runs from base 1 to 750 and encodes 249 amino acids. The record is from RefSeq and is a predicted model, not a curated record.
AUGUCCGCGCCCUCGUCGCUCAUCGACCCCUCCGUCUUCGCCCACCUCGACGCCCAGAUCGAGCAGGAGGCCCAGGUGCGCGAGUCGCUCGCGCAGACGGUGCAGAAGCUCGACCGGGCCGUCGCCACGGCGCAGGGCCUCCUGGCGCGCGUGCACUCGACCCCGCGCCCCCGCUAUCCGUCCUUGGUGCAGCAGGUCGAGCAGGCGGUCGCGGAGCAAGUCGUCGCUGUAGGGCAGCUCAGCAGCGUGGCUUCCGCGCACCCGUACUACAAGUACAACGGCAAGUGGGCGCGCAGCGUGCAAAGCGCCAUGGCGACAACCCUCCUCUGCGCCUGGCUAGGCGGCUUCGGCGCCCACGGCGACGCCCAGCUCGGCAGGCUGCUCACCCUCGAGCAAGUCGGGGCCAUCUUCUCCGUGCCGACGAACCUCAAGGACCGCGACGCCUUUCACUUCGCCGUCGAGGAGUAUCUGCUCGCGCUGGCGGACCUGACGCCCGAGCUGGCCCGGCUGGCGGCGAACGCGGUCACCCUGGGCGACUUUGAGCUGCCCAUGACGAUUAGCGCGUUCGUCAAGGACGUGUUUGCGGGCUUCCAGCUGCUCAACUUGAAGAACGACCUGCUGCGGAGGCGCGCGGAUGCGGUCAAGUACGACGUCAAGAGGGUCGAGGACGUGGUGUACGAUCUGAGCUUGCGGGGGCUGGUGGCUCGGCCGGCGGGGGGCGACGACGCGGACAUGAGGGCUGGGGAGUGA